AUGGUAAAAGCAACCGACGUUCUCUACUAUGCUGUACAUGCCGGAGAGCUAAGAGACAUCAUUCAAUGGCAAACAUGGCAUCAACCGGUUCACGAGCGAAAGCCGGAACAGGAGGCGCCAUCAUUGGCAAUCUGCUUCGAAUUCCUCGACCAGACUAGCCGCAGCUUCAGUGCUGUCAUCCAAGAGCUACACCCCGAACUCCUCGUGCCUAUCGCUCUCUUCUAUCUCAUUCUCCGAGGACUCGAUACCAUUGAGGAUGAUAUGACCAUUUCUCUUGACGAAAAGACCCCAUUGCUGAGGGAAUUCCACAACUACACGGAAAAGGAAGGUUGGAACUACCAUGGUUGCGAUCGAAAGGAGAAGGAUAGGGAGCUGCUUGUGCAAUUUCAAAACGUGACUGAGGAGUUCAGAAAAGUGAAGCCAGCGUACCGCGAGAUCAUCAAGGAUAUCACGCUCAAGAUGGGAAAUGGUAUGGCCGACUUCUGUCACAAUGCGGAGCAUGAUGACAAUUGUGUGAACACAAUCAAGGACUAUGACCUCUACUGCUACUACGUCGCGGGUCUUGUGGGCAAUGGUCUCACUCGUCUGUUCGUCGAGAGUGGUUUGGCCAAUCCGGUAUUGCUAGAACGCCCCCAACUCCAGGAGUCAAUGGGUCUUUUUUUGCAAAAGACAAACAUCAUUCGUGAUAUCAAAGAGGAUACGGACGAGAAGAGACGGUUCUGGCCUAAGGAAAUCUGGUCAAAAUACGUGGACAAGUUCGAGGAUCUUUGCAAGCCAGAGAACAGGGAAGCAGCUCUCAACUGUAGCUCAGAGAUGGUCCUCAACUCCCUCAGCCAUGCCGACCAAUGCCUUUUCUACCUCGCCGGUCUCAAGGAACAGUCCGUCUUCAACUUCGCAGCCAUACCACAAUCAAUGGCAAUCGCGACACUGGAACUCGUAUUCCGAAAUCCAAAGGUAUUCGAGAAGAAUGUCAAAAUCACAAAAGGUGAGGCUUGUCGCAUCAUGAUGCAAUCGACGCAGAAUUUGAAAUUGGUCUGCGAGGUCUUCCGGGGAUUCACGAGGAAGAUCCACAAGAAGAAUACACCAAGAGAUCCCAACUUCCUCAAGAUUAGUAUCGCGUGUGGCAAGAUUGAGCAAUUCAUCGAAACGAUCUACCCUUCGCAAGACCCCAAGUCGAUCAUGCAAGAGCCAGCGGCCCCAAUAGACCCAACGUCAAAGGAAGGCAAGGACAAGGCGGCGGCAGCUGAGGCCAAAUCGGAUCUUGUCUUCAUGCUCAUAGCCAUUUUCGGCACGCUCUUCUCCAUAUCAUGCCUCAUGCUUGGGAUUGCGUACGCCUUUGGCGCCCGCUUCGACGUGGCCUUCUCUGAACUCACACAAGGCAAGCUCAGCAAGCCAACAGAUGCCGGCGCCGCACAAUCGAUCAUACACAAGUACGACCAUGGAGAACUCUAG
This is a messenger RNA of Letharia columbiana, 1452 nucleotides long. RefSeq lists its product as uncharacterized. The record is from RefSeq and is a predicted model, not a curated record. Gene Ontology annotation, biological process: ergosterol biosynthetic process; farnesyl diphosphate metabolic process. The transcript has 5 exons. Gene Ontology annotation, cellular component: endoplasmic reticulum membrane. Lineage: Eukaryota; Fungi; Ascomycota; Lecanoromycetes; Lecanorales; Parmeliaceae. Bases 1 to 1452 code for a protein of 483 amino acids. Gene Ontology annotation, molecular function: squalene synthase [NAD(P)H] activity.